Nycticebus coucang (slow loris) is the source of this 11861-nucleotide messenger RNA. It is a transcript of the gene SHANK1, whose product is annotated as SH3 and multiple ankyrin repeat domains 1. NCBI's taxonomy places the organism in Eukaryota, Metazoa, Chordata, Mammalia, Primates, Lorisidae. The record is from RefSeq and is a predicted model, not a curated record. Gene Ontology annotation, cellular component: postsynaptic membrane; postsynaptic density; dendritic spine. Gene Ontology annotation, molecular function: ionotropic glutamate receptor binding; synaptic receptor adaptor activity. The coding region runs from base 442 to 6939 and encodes 2165 amino acids. The transcript has 24 exons.
GGGAGAGACAGCGAGAGCGAGAGAGCGAGAAGGGUGGCAGAGGAGGCGCGGAGCGGGCGGCGGCAGCGGCCUGAGGAAGAGGAGGAGGAAGAGCAGGCGGAGACGCGGCGCCCGGAGCCGGCCGGACCCAGCCGGGGGCGGGCGAGGAGGGGCGCGGCGGCCGCGGCAGAAGGGGGGGCGCUCUGCGGAUGGCCAGGCCCGGCCCGCUGGGGGGGUGAGGUCUUCGGCCCUCCCGCCCUCCCCCCCGGCCCCCGCCCGCCCCCUCCCCGGGCCCGCUCGCCCUCCGGGGCGGUGGGGCAUGGCCUGAGGGUCCCCCGUCUCCGGGGGGGUGGGGGGUGGGGGGAGGGGGGAGGGGCCGCGGGCGCCGCCGACCGGGACUCAGCAGCCCCGCCAGGCAGCUGCCUGUGAUGCUGCCGUCCCCCGUCGCCCCGUGGCCCCACAAUGACCCACAGCCCCGCGACAAGCGAGGAAGAGGAACGCCACAGUGCCAGCGAGUGUCGCGAAGGGGGCUCAGAAUCCGACAGCUCCCCAGACGGGCCAGGGCAAGGCCUCCGGGGGACCCGGGGCCAGGGCAGCGGGACACCUGGUAACCUGGCCUCAGUCAGAGGCCUCCAGGGCCGCUCCAUGUCUGUCCCCGACGACGCCCACUUCAGCAUGAUGGUCUUCAGGAUUGGCAUCCCGGACCUGCACCAGACAAAAUGCCUGCGCUUCAACCCAGAUGCCACCAUCUGGACAGCCAAGCAGCAGGUGCUCUGUGCCCUGAGCGAGAGCCUGCAGGAUGUGCUCAACUAUGGCCUGUUCCAGCCGGCCACCUCAGGCCGUGAUGCCAACUUCCUGGAGGAGGAGCGGCUGCUGCGGGAGUACCCCCAGUCCUUUGAGAAGGGGGUGCCAUACCUAGAGUUCCGAUACAAGACCCGAGUUUACAAACAGACCAACCUGGAUGAGAAGCAGCUGGCCAAGUUGCACACCAAGACGGGGUUGAAGAAAUUCCUGGAGUACGUGCAGCUCGGGACAUCUGACAAGGUGGCACGGUUGCUAGACAAGGGGCUGGACCCCAAUUACCAUGACUCGGAUUCUGGAGAGACCCCCUUGACCCUGGCGGCCCAGACAGAAGGCUCCGUAGAGGUGAUUCGAACCUUGUGCCUGGGUGGGGCCCACAUUGACUUCCGGGCCCGGGAUGGCAUGACAGCACUGCAUAAGGCCGCCUGUGCCCGGCACUGCCUUGCUCUCACGGCCCUCCUGGAUCUUGGAGGCUCCCCCAACUACAAAGACCGCCGGGGCCUGACUCCUCUGUUCCACACGGCUAUGGUGGGGGGUGACCCCCGAUGCUGUGAGCUGCUUCUGUACAAUAGAGCCCAGCUGGGCAUAGCUGAUGAGAACGGCUGGCAGGAGAUCCACCAGGCCUGCCAGCGGGGUCACUCUCAGCAUCUGGAACACCUGCUCUUCUACGGAGCUGAGCCCGGUGCCCAGAACGCCUCGGGGAACACGGCCCUCCACAUCUGCGCCCUUUACAACAAGGAAACCUGUGCCAGGAUUCUCCUCUAUCGAGGGGCCAACAAGGAUGUGAAGAACAAUAAUGGACAGACCCCCUUCCAGGUGGCAGUGAUUGCUGGGAACUUUGAGCUGGGGGAGCUGAUCCGAAACCACCGAGAACAGGAUGUGGUGCCCUUCCAGGAGUCCCCCAAGUACGCAGCCCGGCGACGAGGACCCCCAGGUGCAGGGCUGACGGUGCCCCCGGCGCUGCUGCGGGCCAACAGCGACACCAGCAUGGCCCUACCCGACUGGAUGGUGUUCUCCGCCCCAGGGGCCUCAUCCUCUGGGGCCUCUGGCCCUACCUCAGGGUCCCAGGGCCAGUCGCAGCCCUCGGCCCCCACCUCCAAAUUAAGCAGUGGGACCCUCCGAAGUGCCAGCAGCCCCCGGGGUGCCCGGGCCCGCUCCCCAUCCCGAGGAAGGCACCCAGAGGAGGCCAAGAGGCAGCCCCGAGGACGGCCCAGCUCCAGUGGGACGCCCCGGGAAGGGCCAGCUGGGGGCACAGGAGGCUCUGGGGGCCCCGGGGGCUCCCUGGGCAGCCGAGGAAGGCGGAGGAAGCUCUAUUCAGCAGUACCUGGACGCUCCUUCAUGGCUGUGAAAUCAUACCAGGCCCAAGCUGAGGGGGAGAUCUCCCUGAGCAAGGGGGAGAAGAUCAAAGUCCUUAGCAUCGGGGAAGGAGGCUUCUGGGAAGGCCAGGUCAAAGGUCGCAUCGGCUGGUUCCCCUCUGACUGCCUGGAAGAGGUGGCGAACCGCUCUCAGGAGGGAAAGCAAGAAAGCCGCAGUGACAAGGCAAAGAGGCUCUUCCGGCAUUAUACCGUGGGCUCCUACGACAGCUUUGAUGCCCCAAGCUUAAUGGAUGGGAUUGGCCCAGGGAGUGAUUACAUCAUUAAGGAGAAGACAGUCUUGCUGCAGAAGAAGGACAGUGAGGGGUUUGGGUUCGUGCUUCGGGGGGCCAAGGCGCAGACCCCCAUCGAGGAGUUCACCCCCACCCCAGCCUUCCCGGCACUGCAGUACCUGGAGUCAGUGGAUGAGGGUGGUGUGGCAUGGCGAGCUGGACUGCGAAUGGGAGACUUCCUCAUCGAGGUGAAUGGGCAGAAUGUGGUGAAGGUGGGCCACCGACAGGUGGUGAACAUGAUACGCCAAGGGGGCAACACGCUGAUGGUCAAGGUGGUGAUGGUCACCAGGCAUCCGGACAUGGAUGAGGCAGUUCAUAAGAAAGCACCCCAGCAGGCUAAGCGACUCCCACCCCCAACUAUCUCCCUGCGGUCCAAGUCUAUGACCUCGGAGCUGGAGGAGAUGGAGUACGAGCAGCAGCCUGCGCCGGUACCCAGCAUGGAGAAAAAGCGGACCGUGUAUCAGAUGGCUCUCAACAAACUGGAUGAAAUCUUGGCCGCAGCUCAACAGACCAUCAGUGCAAGUGAGAGUCCUGGGCCUGGUGGCCUCGCGUCCCUGGGCAAACACCGACCCAAAGGCUUCUUUGCCACUGAGUCGAGCUUUGAUCCCCACCACCGCUCCCAGCCAAGUUAUGAGCGUCCUUCUUUCCUGCCUCCUGGACCUGGGCUUAUGCUCCGGCAAAAAUCUAUUGGGGCAGCAGAAGAUGACAGACCCUACCUAGCACCCCCAGCCAUGAAGUUCAGCCGCAGCCUGUCUGUGCCUGGCUCUGAGGACAUACCCCCGCCACCUACCACAUCCCCACCGGAGCCACCCUACAGCACACCUCCAGCUCCCUCCUCCUCAGGCCGCCUCACCCCCUCCCCUAGAGGAGGCCCCUUCAACCCCAGCUCAGGUGGCCCCCUUCCCGCCUCCUCCCCCUCAUCUUUUGAUGGGCCCUCCCCUCCAGACACCCGGGACACCCGUAUGGGGAGCCGUGAGAAAAGCCUGUACCACAGCGGCCCCCUACCCCCUGCCCACCACCACCCGCCCCACCACCACCACCACCACGCUCCGCCCCCUCAGCCCCACCACCACCACGCCCACCCUCCUCAUCCCCCAGAGAUGGAGACCGGCGGCUCUCCGGACGACCCCCCACCCCGAUUGGCUCUGGGAGCCCAACCUAGCCUUAGAGGCUGGCGGGGCGGCGGGCCCAGCCCGACCUCUGGAAUCCCGUCCCCAUCUCAUCACGGCAGCGGGGGCGCGGGCGGCGGUUCCUCCCAGGCCCCGGCUCUGCGCUACUUCCAGCUGCCCCCGCGGGCGGCCAGUGCGGCCAUGUAUGUACCAGCCCGCUCGGGCCGCGGCCGCAAGGGCCCGCUGGUCAAGCAGACCAAAGUCGAAGGCGAGCCCCAGAAGGGCGGUGGCCUCCCGCCCGCGCCCUCGCCCACGUCCCCGGCCUCCCCGCAGCCACCGCCCGCCGCGGCCCCGCCCUCGGAGAAGAACUCCAUCCCCAUCCCCACCAUCAUCAUCAAGGCUCCAUCCACCAGUAGCAGUGGCCGAAGUAGCCAGGGCAGCAGCACCGAGGCGGAGCCCCCCAGCCAGCCUGAAACCGCAGGCGGCGGCGGCUCUUCGCCCAGCCCGGCCCCGGCCAUGUCCCCGGUGCCACCGUCCCCCUCGCCCGUGCCCACCCCCGCCUCGCCCAGCGGGCCAGCCACUCUCGAUUUCACCAGCCAGUUCGGAGCAGCCCUGGUAGGGGCGACUCGGAGAGAAGGGGGCUGGCAGAACGAAGCUCGCCGGCGGUCCACACUCUUCCUCUCCACUGACGCAGGGGAAGAGGAUGGAGCCGACGGCGGGCUGGGCGCAGGGGCAGCCCCGGGCCCCCGGCUACGCCACUCCAAAUCCAUCGAUGAGGGCAUGUUCUCCGCCGAGCCCUAUCUCCGGCUCGAGUCUGCAGGCGCGGGCAGUGGCGCGGGCUACGGCGGCUACGGAGCGGGCAGCCGAGCCUACGGGGGCAGCGGGGGCAGCAGCGCCUUCACCAGCUUUCUGCCCCCGCGACCCCUGAUCCACCCGCUGACCGGCAAGGCCCUGGAUCCAGCCUCCCCGCUGGGGCUGGCCCUGGCCGCCCGAGAGCGGGCGCUGAAGGAGUCCUCGGAGGGCGGUGGGGUACCCCAGCCCCCUCCAAGGCCCCCAUCGCCCCGCUACGAGAUCCCGCCGCCCACCCCGCACCACCACUCGCCCCACGCCCACCAUGAGCCAGUGCUGCGUCUCUGGGGGGCCUCCCCGCCGGACCCCGCCCGCCGCGAGCUGGGGUACCGGGCAGGGCUAAGCAGCCAGGAGAAGUCCCUGCCGGCCAGCCCACCAGCUGCCCGCCGCUCCUUGCUGCACCGCUUGCCCCCGACAGCUCCCGGGGUUGGGCCCCUCCUGCUGCAGCUGGGGUCGGAGCCCCCGGCCCCGCACCCCGGAGUGAGCAAGGCCUGGAGGUCUGGAGCCCCUGAAGAGCCAGAGAGGCUGCCCCUGCACGUGCGGUUUCUCGAGAACUGCCAGCCCCGAGCCCCAGCGGCGACCGGCAGGGGGCCCCCCUCCGAGGACGGGCCGGCUGUCCCGCCGCCCAGCCCGCGGCGAUCAGUGCCCCCGUCUCCGACCUCCCCAAGGGGCAGCGAAGAGAAUGGGCUUCCCCUGCUAGUCCUGCCGCCUCCCGCCCCCUCGGUGGACGUGGAAGAUGGCGAAUUCCUCUUUGUGGAACCGCUGCCUCCUCCCUUGGAGUUCUCCAACAGCUUCGAAAAGCCUGAGUCGCCACUCACGCCUGGGCCUCCCCACCCGCUGCCCGAUCCCCCCACUGCGGCCACCCCUCUCCCCCCUGCGCCACCUCCAGCUGUGGCCACCGCUCCUCCUACCCUGGACUCAACCGCAUCCAGCCUGACAUCCUAUGACAGUGAAGUGGCCACGCUGACACAGGGGUCCCCUGCAGCUCCUGGAGACCCUCCUCCGCCAGGCCCGCCAGCCCCCGCAGCACCGCUGCCUCCUCCCCCUGCCGCACAGCCUGGCCCAGACCCUCCACCUGGCACAGACUCUGGUAUUGAGGAGGUGGACAGUCGGAGCAGCAGCGACCACCCCCUGGAGACCAUCAGCAGCGCAUCCACGCUAAGCAGCCUGUCUGCUGAAGGUGGUGGCAGUGCAGGGGGCGGCGGUGGCGGUGGAGCUGGUGUGGCAAGUGGGCCAGAGCUUCUGGACACCUAUGUGGCUUACCUGGAUGGUCAGGCCUUUGGGGGGAGCAGUACUCCUGGUCCACCGUACCCACCACAGCUCAUGACUCCCUCUAAGCUCCGGGGCCGGGCACUGGGAGCCAGCGGAGGCCUGCGGCCUGGCCCCAGUGGGGGACUCCGAGACCCUGUCACCCCCACUAGCCCCACUGUCUCGGUGACAGGGGCUGGAACCGAUGGGCUACUGGCCUUGAGUGCUUGUACAGGACCCUCCACAGCAGGAGUAUCUGGGGGUCCAGUGGCUGUAGAGCCAGAAGUCCCACCAGUGCCCUUGCCCACGGCCUCCUCCCUGCCUCGGAAGUUGCUGCCCUGGGAAGAGGGCCCUGGUCCCCCGCCACCACCCCUGCCCGGGCCCCUGGCCCAACCUCAGGCCUCAGCCUUGGCCACAGUAAAAGCCAGCAUCAUCAGUGAACUAAGCUCCAAGCUUCAGCAGUUUGGGGGCUCCUCAGCAGCUGGCGGCCCUCUGCCCUGGGCCAGAGGAGGCAGUGGGGGAAGCGGGGACAGCCACCAUGGGGGAUCCAGCUAUGUCCCUGAGAGGACCUCCUCCCUGCAGCGGCAGAGACUCUCUGAAGACUCCCAGUCCUCACUCCUCUCCAAACCUGUCAGCAGCCUGUUUCAGAACUGGUCCAAACCACCUCUGCCACCGCUCCCCACUGGAACUGGGGUCACCCCUUCAGCCGCUGCGGCCCCAGGGGCCACCUCACCCUCAGCCUCCUCUUCCUCCACGUCUGCCCGCCAUCUCCAGGGUGUAGAGUUCGAGAUGCGGCCCCCUCUGCUCCGCCGGGCCCCCAGCCCCUCGCUGCUGCCAACCUCGGAGCACAAGGUCAGCCCUGCACCCAGGCCCUCAUCCCUGCCCAUCCUGCCUUCUGGACCCCUCUAUCCAGGCCUCUUUGACAUCCGCAGCUCCCCCACUGGAGGAGCAGGAGGCUCGGCAGACCCAUUCGCCCCUGUCUUUGUGCCACCACACCCAGGGAUAUCUGGGGGACUUGGAGGAGCCUUGUCAGGGGCCUCUCGCUCCCUCUCACCAACCCGCCUGCUUUCGCUGCCCCCGGACAAGCCUUUUGGCGCGAAACCUCUGGGGUUCUGGACCAAGUUUGAUGUGGCUGAUUGGCUUGAGUGGCUGGGUUUGGCUGAGCACCGAGCCCAGUUCCUGGACCACGAGAUUGAUGGCUCCCACCUGCCCGCCUUGACCAAGGAGGACUAUGUGGAUCUGGGUGUGACCAGGGUGGGCCACCGCAUGAACAUUGACCGAGCUCUCAAAUUUUUCCUGGAGAGGUGAUGGCUGGCCUGGACGGACCAGCCCGUCCAUAGAACCCUUGAGCCUGCUGGCCUCCUGACCUCUGACCCCUGACUGUCAUUCCCUCCCUGGGCCAGGGACUCUGCUCUAACUGUGCCCUGUCCUUAUCUCCCAAGGCUGGAGGUCACCAGGUGACCUGAUCCAGGCUGGACAUUUGCACCUCACAGGAGGGGGCAGCUGACAAGAGACUGUGUGUAUGAAAAGGGGAGCAAAGGGGUGAAUAGAAGAAAUUACAGAGGGGGGUUGAGAGGAGGGAAGGGCCCAUUCUGGGGGGAGGGGACAGACAGAGCCAUAGAGGGUCAGCCCUGAGCCUAAUUGGAUGGGGUCCAUCCCCCAGGCCACAGGGGAAGGGGGUGCCCUCAGAUUCCACCACCUGCUGCCCCUCUAACAACCCUUCCCCCCUUCUCCAGGCCCCUCAGCUCUCCCCACUUCCCUUCUCCCAGCACACACAGCUGCCCCUCAGCCUCUUGCACGCUUGCUCUGUUGCACGCCUGCUCGCCUCUCUCUUCGCCCUUCCUCUCCCCAGGCUGCAAUUUUGCACAGAUUUGCCCUCUGUCUUGCACAUUCUGCCUUUGCUUCCAGCUUGUGAGUCCCUCCCAGCCCUCAAACAAACUCUGUUCUCGUUGCACACGCUGCAUUUCUUUUGUCUCCUGCUCUCUUGCUUACAUGUUUCUCCUGUGACCAUCCCUUACACACUUCAUGCCAUAAAAUCUCCAGACUCCUCCCCCUCCGCUCACUCUGAACCCUUGCUGCAGACACACUUGGGACACCUUUUCCCUCUGCCAUUCACCAACCCUGCAUAUGUAUUUAUUCUCUGGAGUACCCUUCUCUUUGUUCAACCCUUGCACACUAUUUUGUGCACUCCUCCUGGCACACUCUUACCUCCAAGUUCUUAAGUUGAAGCACUUUUCCUUCUUAUUCUUGAGCCCUAAAUUCUUACUCUGUCCACCUCUCCCUCUUACAAUGACAUUCCUACCCCCAGCUUCCUCUCUUGCACUGUCACUUUUUGUCACACUUUUGCACAUUUGCCUUCCAGGAACUGUGUUUUUCUCACAAAUACUCAUUCCUCCCUUUGCCAGCCUCCCACUCCCCUGCACCCUUCUCUUUCAGAUCUUUGCCUAUCUCUAGUCUUGAUUUCAUGAGCCCUCUCUUGCACACUUACUUUUGUACACACACCUUCCCCAGCAUUGUCAGUGCUCCCUGGAAGCCUUUUUCCUCCCCAAUAAUGUCCUUGCACACCGUGACUUCGCUGCACAUGCCUUCUUGUCUUUUCUAGCUGGAUGAGAACUUACCACCUCUUUGCUUUUGCACACUGAUCUCCUUCCACAUGCUCUUCGGCUGUAACUGGUUUCUUUUUCUGACACACUUAUCUUUUGUUCCUGCCAAGGAGCAACUCUUGCAGCCAUUCUCACUCUUUACUUACUCUUUUACCUCCUUAUGCCCUUUUCUCUUCCUGGUGAGAAGACCCUAUGCACACUCAAUUCCUGCUCACCAUGCUCCACACUGCCUUCUCUCCCUGCCUCUAGCCCUCAUUCUCCCUCACAUCCUCCCUCCUCUCUUUCUUCCUUGUCCUUCCUGGGCCAUCUGUCCAUCUCCUUUGCACGAAGACCCCCCUCUUCUAACCUUUCCUUCUGUCUAAGAAACUCCUCCCUCUGGCAUGGCUGUUCCUUCCCGCACGCUUCUCUUCUCCCCUUAUUCCUGGGGCUUGGGAAUUUUAAACCACCCCUCCCUCUAACAAGCCCCCUCCCCUGCUGUGGGUAAAGGGGGAAGGGCAUUGCCCUCAGGUCCCCCCAUGUUCAGCUGCCAAAGAAGGGAGCUCCCCUUCCUUCCCCCAAGCCCAUUCCCUCUCUGCUGCCCCUACCCCCUGGGGGGGGCGCUCCGUCCAUGAGGGGAGGGGGUGAGGCCCCUCCCCUCACCAUGUCAGGGAUCUGCGGGGAACCUCGUGGGAGGGUUGUGGGAGGGGGGAGGGAUAGUGAGAAAAGGGGCAGAGGUCGUGUUGGACCCCUACCCGCCCCCUCCCCCUUGUCGGAUGCCCCCAGUCCGCAGGGGGCCUGCGCGGUGCCUGUCUAUCAAGGGCUUGUUCAUUCUGGAUGGGUGCUGCGGGGUUGGGAAGGGUGUAGGGGGUGGGGAGGAGGGAGGAGAGGUUGGGGUGGGGAGUGGGAAGGGAUCAGAUUGGGGGGGGCGGCGUGGGUUGGAGAGGAGAGACAAAGCAAAAAGAAACAAUAACAAAAGAAGAAAAUACAAAAACAAAACACCAAAACCCCUAGAACACACAACAAAACCCAGAAAAAAAACCUGAAAUAAAAGCUCGAGAAUUGUCUUCCAAGGGGGGUGGGAGGAGGAAGAGGAGGGGGGCGGAUGAGGAUGUCUGGUUCUCCUUGAUACAGGGCUCCGCAAAGCGUUGAAAGCCUCGGUGCCCAAGUCUUCCCUUUCGUGGGCCUCAGUUCAUUCUUCAAGGAACUGGGACACAGGCGUCCACUUGCAGGGACUGAAGGAAGAUUAGGGAGGCGGGAUUACAAUAUGGGGGUUCAUUCCUACCCCCCAGCACCUCCCUCCCCCUGACUCCCCACCAAGAUUUUGCAGAGAGAAAUGGCUUUUGUACCAGGUCAUUCUUUAUAAUUAAACUCACAGUAUCCACCCCCUCGAGCCGGCCCCGCCUCCUUCCUGGGGAGGCAACGCCCACUUCUCUUCCGGGCUCUGGGUAGAUGCCCGAACCUGCUGAGCAGUGCGCAAGCGCAGCCGGGGCCCGCCCCCAUGGGUUAGGCCUCUUGGGUUGGCUCCGCCCCCAGGGCCUCGAGCAUGCGCCGCCGGACCAGGGAGCGGCGCAGAUGAAGGCGGUAAUCGCCCAGCAGCAAUUCGUCGUGGCGCACCAGCUGGUGCGGAAGCCCUCGGGGACUGAGACCCGAGCGCAGCAGACGGGAGCGAGUCUGGAAAUCCGCUACCAUGAUGAGCCACCUGCAAAUGUGCGGGGCGGAGACGAAAGGGGAACUCCUUGAUGGUCUUAGCCAGCCUUUGAUUGUCAAAGAGUCCCUACCUGGGCCUUGUUCUUUACCUCCAGUUCAACAGCCCCUAAACUCCAGCCCGACCCUCUCACCGAGGUCAACCCGAACCCUGUGCCCUCACCUGAGUCAUUCUAGGCUCCGUCUUCUCAAUCUGGUUCUCCCUCCUAAUCACCAUCCGUCGAGGCUUCAUCUCAAACCACCGCUCUUGGGCCCACACUCACCUGGCCACUUCAGGCCACUCUCCUACCUAGGCUUCUCGCGACCUAUCGCAUCUGGUUACCCUUGCGCUUACUAUGUGCUCAGUCCACUCUGCCCUCUCAGAGUUGCCUUUCCAGGUUCAAACUCCUCACGUCGGACUUGUCUAUCCCCGUCACUACCUGGGUCGCUCAAAGUCCGGGUACCCAUUCAAUCUAGAUGCUGCCCUCUCUCUGAUCUUAUCCACCCCUGCCCCUCACUGGGAUCACUCUUGGCCCCGCAGAUUCACCACCGCAUCACCCUUCAGCGUCCUUACAGCCAACUUUUUCUUACCUGAUCAUCCCAGGCCCCUCCCCUCGCCGCGCUCACCACCGCUUAGCCCCUCCCAGUCGCCCUGGCCCCGCCCCUCGCCGCGCUCCCCCUCAGCCCGGCCGGUCCCAGUCACUCCAGGCCCCGCCCCCGCCGCAGGCUCACCUGUCCCGGCGACCUGCAGUCCCACAGAUGACGUUCAUGUUCUCAAAGCGGAUGCUGCUCACAAACCCGCUCUCCAUGGCCCCGGGUAACUCAACCUCCAGCGCCUUCAGCACCUCCAAGUGGGUAAAAUCCUCCUCGGGCUAGAGGUGUUGAAGAGAGAACUUAAGCCCAUGAGGCCCUGGUUCCUUCUGGCUUCAGAAGUCUAGACCCUAGACCCCACCUACAGAACUUUCCAGAUUCACAGGUGGCAUUUGCAGGGUAGGGAUCCCACCUGAUCCCAGGGUUCCUUUGCUCUCGUUAAAGAGGGACGACAGGUAUCUCUCAGGUGGAAAAGAAUCUACGUCAUUCCAGGUCAUUCUCCCAAAAAAUCAGCUUUUUUUUUUUUUUUUUUGAGAUAGAGUGUCACUUUUUUGCCCCCUGGUAGAGCGCUGUGGCAUCAUAACUCACAGCAACCUCAAACUCUUGGGCUUAAGGGAUACUCUUGCCUCAGCCUCCCAAGUAGCUGGGACAACAGGCGCCUGCCACCAAUGCCCGGCUAUUUUUUAGAGAUGGUGUCUCCCUCUUGCUUAGGCUGGUCUCCAACUCCCAAGCUCAAGCCAUCCACCGGCCUCGGCCUCCCAGAGUGCUAGGAUUACAGGCGUGAGCCACCACCCCUGGCCAAAAAUUGACUUUCACCAAGCUAGUUUGCCGAAAGUCAAUGAACAGUUGGCUGAAUGAUUCACCAAUUUGGCCAACUUUACCAACCUACCAAAAACUUUCCCAGCCACUUGUAGUACGUGGUGCUAAAAGCUCUUGAAGCUUUCUGCCAGGAUUUAAGUUGUACACUUUCCCUUUUAUAUUGAUAUAAGCGUUUUAAAGAAUGUUCAUAUGCCAAAAGAUAAAGAUCAUGGGGGGUGAUUUCUUGUCAAUCUAUUUACCAUUCAGAAAUAUGUAGUGAUUGCUAACCACAGUUUCAGCACAAGGUUACCAUGUGGAAGGUGAUACACAGUUGUCAUAGCAUAUAAAAUUGCUGAGGAACUAAAAUGAAAUGACAUUGGUCACCUCCAGAAAGGCUCACCUCUGGUGGAGUAAGGGGGAAGGCUGGAGAGUCGUUUUCUCAAAGCUACAAAGAAGGGUUUUGCGUAGGGAUUGAUCCUGAAGAAUGAGGACAGUGAUCCCCCCACACACACACACUCAUGUGGAGGUCACACAGGUAAGCUGAGAGGGCUGCUGGAAGAGGUGCAUCCAUUAACA